AUGAUCAUAGGACCUAUUGGAGGUUUCAAGGAGAGAGUCAUAUACUCAGUUUUGCUGUCGAGUCGCCACGGCGACCCAGGCUUCGUCUUCCCCUACAGUCACCUCACCCGGUUACUGCCCAGUUACUGCCGCGCGGCCGCCUACAUCAUGCAAUCCAUCAACUUCCUUCUGGCCGCCUUGGCAGUGUGGCUGGUCGUGCGUGCAGAGUUGGAGGGCGCCUGGUGCUACGACUCCCAAGACCCAAAGUGUGGCCCCACCCACUGGCAGGAGAUGGCCUCUGCCUGUGGGGGCCCAGCCCAGUCCCCCAUCAACAUCGACCUUCACUUGGUCCAGCGAGACCCUACCCUCGGGCCUUUCAUCUUCCAAGGCUACGACUCUGCACCCCCAGGUCCCUGGACUCUGGAGAAUAAUGGCCAUACAGCGCUCCUGCACGUGGACACUGGCCUGCAGGGCCGUCUGGAGAUGCGUGGCGCCGGGCUGCCGCCACCGUCCUACCGCGCGCUGCAGCUGCACUUUCACUGGGGGACGCCAGCGAGCGCAGGCUCGGAGCACAGCCUGGACGGGCAGCGCAGCUCCAUGGAGAUGCACGUGGUCCACAUGAACACGCGUUACCGGAGCAUGCAGGAGGCGCUGGGUCACCCUGAUGGACUCGCCGUGCUGGCAGUGCUGUUGACAGAGCAGGAUGCUGACAAUGCCAACUUCUCGGUCCUGGUGUCUGGUCUGAAGAACGUGUCUGGACUCGGGCUUUCGGCAAAACUGGCGUCCACCUUCCCCCUGGCCUCGGUGCUGCCCUCCUCCGCUGACCUGGCGCCUUACUACCGCUACCCAGGGUCACUGACAACUCCUGGCUGCCAGCCCGCAGUGCUCUGGACUGUCUUCGAGGACCCGGUGGCCAUUGGGCGUGCACAGGUGGUCCAGUUCCAGACUCUGCUUCAGGCGGGGUCCCAGCCUGUACCGCUGACCAACAACUUCCGUCCUCAACAGCCCCUCAGGGGCCGCAGGGUCGUGGCCUCUCCUGGCGCCUCAGUCCGCUCUGCGGCCAGAGCAAGCAUGGGGCCGGCCCCCUUGGUCGCCGCCCUGCUGGGCCUGGAGCUCAGCCAACAGCUCUGGCAGGGGCUCUAG
Chrysochloris asiatica (Cape golden mole) is the source of this 1122-nucleotide messenger RNA. Its product is annotated as carbonic anhydrase 15-like. Gene Ontology annotation, molecular function: carbonate dehydratase activity; zinc ion binding. Gene Ontology annotation, cellular component: plasma membrane. Bases 1 to 1122 code for a protein of 373 amino acids. The record is from RefSeq and is a predicted model, not a curated record. The transcript has 8 exons. NCBI's taxonomy places the organism in Eukaryota, Metazoa, Chordata, Mammalia, Afrosoricida, Chrysochloridae.